Messenger RNA from Neoarthrinium moseri, 1323 nucleotides. RefSeq lists its product as uncharacterized. The transcript is spliced from 2 exons. Gene Ontology annotation, molecular function: inositol-1,4,5,6-tetrakisphosphate 3-kinase activity; inositol hexakisphosphate kinase activity. The coding region runs from base 1 to 1323 and encodes 440 amino acids. Gene Ontology annotation, biological process: inositol phosphate biosynthetic process; phosphatidylinositol phosphate biosynthetic process. The record is from RefSeq and is a predicted model, not a curated record. NCBI's taxonomy places the organism in Eukaryota, Fungi, Ascomycota, Sordariomycetes, Amphisphaeriales, Apiosporaceae. Gene Ontology annotation, cellular component: nucleus; cytoplasm.
AUGAACGGCGAACCCCCGGCCAGACUGCUGGCCACGGCCGCAACCUUCCCGUCGGCCAAGCGCGCCCUCAGCGGUGAUCGAGAGAUGCCCAAGCGCUCAGAGCUGAUUGACUACAACUACGCCGUCGCCGGACAUGCUGGUACAUUGUGCGAUGCCGACGGCGAGCUGUUCAUCAAGCCUUGCACCAAGGCCGAGAUCGACUUCUACGAGUCCGCCCACGUUUUACACCCUGAUUUCGCCGAGCUGAUGCCACUCUACUACGGUAGUCUGGCGCUGACGGAGAACACCACCGAGGAGAUGAUCCACGCCGCCAUCCCGGCCAUCGUCGAGAACGCAGACGUGCCUGCCGCCAUCAAGGAGGAGGUCCAGUCGCAUCUUCACCUGGACCAGCGCCCUGCCGUCUCGCCCGGUCCCGAGAUCCAUGUCCAGCGCGCGGCCACCCUUCCCGUCCCCGUCCCCUCGGACGGCGUGACCUGGGUUCCGAACAAGAGCCGCAAGAUCACGACGGACCGCGCCAUUGUUCUCCAGAACUCGAGCUUCGGCUACAAGAAGCCCAAUAUCAUGGACGCCAAGCUGGGCCUGCGGCUGUGGGCCGACGAUGCGCCGCUGGAGAAGAGGCAGCGCUUCGACGAGAUUGCGCAGACGACGACCCACAAGAAGUACGGCUUCCGCGUCGCCGGCAUGCGCGUCUACAAGGGCUCCACAGACCCCUCAGAGCUGGACGACGAGGACUUCAAGGUGUACGACAAGUACUGGGGCCGGGAUACGGUCAAGGAAGAGAAUGUGGGCGAGAUGCUCAAGAAGCACUUUGUCUUUGUUGAGAGCGCGGGCAUCGACGCCGAACUGGGCAAGCUGGUCGCGCAGGCCUUCACGGCCGAUCUGAGGCGCGUGCAGGAGGUGCUCGAGGCCAACGAGAGCCGCAUGUACUCGGCGAGUCUGCUCUUCGUAUUCGAGGGCGAUGGCGAGGCGCUCAGGGCCGCCAUGGAAGAGACCACGGCCAUGGAACAGGAGCGGGCAUCCCGGAAGGAGAACAGAGCGUCAGUACACGAAAAGGAUUCAGGCCCCGGGCUAUGCGCUAACCUCCGGGUGGAUAGCGGCAUCGGCAUGGACAACGAGGGCAAUGCCGUGUUUGACGCGGUUGUUGGCGAUGACAUGUCGGACAUUUCGGAUGAUUCAGAGGAGUUCUCGAGCCAGCCCAGCAUUUACAGUCUGAGACUCAUCGAUUUUGCGCAUGCCAAGUUUGUGCCUGGCCAGGGCCCCGACGAGAACGUUCUACUUGGCGUACGGAGUCUGGUCCAGCUUUUCGACGACAUGUCUAAAUGA